Molecule: messenger RNA, 1707 nt
Organism: Rhinopithecus roxellana (golden snub-nosed monkey)
Lineage: Eukaryota; Metazoa; Chordata; Mammalia; Primates; Cercopithecidae
Product: beta-1,3-galactosyl-O-glycosyl-glycoprotein beta-1,6-N-acetylglucosaminyltransferase 7
Cellular component (GO): membrane
Molecular function (GO): acetylglucosaminyltransferase activity
Source: RefSeq, a predicted model, not a curated record
AUGAGCCAGCUUCAAGUCACAAAGUCUGGACUUGUGGUAAGCGCAGUCAUUUGCAUCUUCAUUUUUCUUUACUUAAGGAAUCCAACUCCUGCGGAACUAAAGAAAGAACCUGUCCAUUCAGAAGUAGUAGAAUGUGGCUUUUACCCAGAUGAACUGUGCUCCGCUUUAUCUGAAGGGAAAGGGGCGGCCCCCCAAAUUGCAAAAUUUUGCAAAACCCCUCAUAAAUCUGAAAUACAUGCUCAUUUACACACUUCUCGGGGGCUGCAUUUCAUAACCAGAUCCCUGUCUACAGAAGAGGGUGAUUUCUCUUUGGCAUAUAUUAUAACUAUUCAUAAGGAGCUGGCCAUGUUUGUGCAGCUUCUCAGAGCUAUUUAUGUACCUCAAAAUGUUUAUUGUAUUCAUGUUGAUGAAAAGGCCCCAAAGAAGUAAAAGACUGCUGUGCAAACCUUGGUUAACUGUUUUGAAAAUGUUUUUAUUUCCUAAGAGAAGAUGGCUUAUGCUGGCUUUACAAGACUACAGGCAGAUAUUAAUUGUAUGAAAGAUCUAGUGCAUUCUAAAUUUCAAUGGAACUAUGUCAUCAAUCUUUGUGGACAGGAUUUUCCCAUCAAAACCAACAGAGAAAUCAUACACUACAUCAGAAGUAAAUGGAAUGAUAAAAAUAUCACUCCUGGAGUAAUCCAACCACCACACAUUAAAUCCAAGACAAGUCAAAGUCAUCUCGAAUUCGUUCCUGAAGAAAACGUCUAUGCACCUCCAAAUAACAGAUUCAAAGACAAACCACUCCAUAACUUCACCAUUUAUUUUGGAAGUGCUUACUAUGUACUUACAAGGAAGUUCGUAGAGUUCAUACUGACUGACAUCCGUGCAAAAGACAUGCUUCAGUGGUUCAAAGAUAUCCACAGCCCAGAGCAACACUACUGGGUGACCCUGAACCAACUAAAAGAUGCUCCAGGUGCUACACCAGAUGCUGGCUGGGAAGGAAAUGUUCGAGCCAUUAAAUGGAAAAGUGAGGAAGGAAAUGUUCACGAUAGAUGUAAAGGCCGCUACGUCCAAGACAUCUGUGUAUACGGACCAGGAGACCUGCCAUGGCUCAUUCAGUCGUCUUCUCUGUUUGCCAACAAAUUCGAACCCUCGACAGACCCGCUUGUAGUUACCUGCUUAGAGCGGCGGCACAGACUUCAAGUGCUGAGGCAGGCAGAAGUUCCCAUAGAGCCACACUGGCAUUUUCAACAGCAGAGUCAUUUCAAUAUGAGACUGAACCGCUAGGGGAGUGUUUGCUUUCUUACUGAGUGGCAUCAUUCUGCUUCCUCGACUUGAAACAAGAGAACAUCGAACCAAAGAAAGUGGGAAGGUGAUUCCUUGAUUCAAAUUAUUCCUAAAGUGAAUUCAGAAACAUGCUAUUGACAAUACUUUACUAUUGAUUACAGGCCACUUUAUAAAAGCGAUAAGCUUUGAGAAAGAAAUCACAAGACCAAAAAAACUCAAGCUACCACUGGUGACAUAUAGCAAUGCACUUAGAAGACCAACUGCUUCAGUAAAAAGCUGCUGAAAACCCAAAUUCUCCAAACACCUGGAUCCAGGCUCAAGCUGAAAUAAGAACGACAUAGCCCGUUUUGAAGACUCAGAUAUUACUGUGUAUGAUAUACUAAGAAAGAACAAACUCCCAGUGAAAAUGGAAAUAUGCUUACCUGAAACAGUCCUCACUGG